CAGCGAGAGAGAGCUCGGCAGGAUUAGUUAGUUGUUGUUUGUGCACCGCAUCGAGCGCUGCAAACAGUGCCCUAUCGCGCGCACGCGCUGCGGCACCACAGCAGACCACACAGCAGCUUCACAAGUGCAGCUCGCCAUGAGCGCUGCAUGCAACUCGUCGCAUCGGUGAGCGCUGCGCUUGACCACGCCCGCCGCAGCGUCCGCCGCAGCCUUCGCCCAAAAAACGCACCAAAACGUCCGAUGACGACCAUCCUGUUUACCCGACCGAACAUCCACCGUGUGGAUAGAAGCAGUGCUUGGUUAAAACUCCGAGGACACACGAGGGACCGUGACGAGAACACAUCUUUGGACUAGAGUCUCCGAACGAACACGUGUCGAUGACGAUACAUCUCCGAGUCCCCCCCUCGCCGCGCACAACACGCGCCGCCGAGCCGCGGCCGCGGUCAUCGGUCAUCCUCCGCAGGCGCGCCGUUUGAUUUGAAAUAAGGAGGUGCGCGCCCCGGCGUCCAUGGCUUCUUCAGACACAACGUCCGGUGAGCGACGAACGCAAUGGGUAAUUUACAUCCGAGGUUCCGGUGGCGAGAGCACGCGCCGUGAGGGCCAUUUUUUCUUUUCGAAGACGCACAGCUUGUAUCCGUGAUGCCCACCGCGCGACGCACGCAGGCUCGGAACGUCCGCGCCCCGCGUCCAUCUCAACAAAAACGAAGGGGCAGGCGCUAGAACCCGGCCGCGCUGCGCCUCCGUGCGCGCGCCGGGCAUUUUAACCCUGCGAGAGCGAACCCGCCUCACGGCGCAACCAGCGGAGUUGCGCCAUUCAAGCCGGGCCAGGCUUUCCCCGUGCCGCGCCCGGUGGGUCUUCGGAGACGACAUUCACGCCAUCUUUUCCCAGGCCCAUGGCGACGACGAGCCGCGACUUCGAGUUCGACCGCAUCGAGGCCUUCGUGAAGAAGCACGGCGCGACGGUCCUCGCGCUCCAGUUCCCCGCGCACCUGCUCGGGGAGGCGCCGGCCGUCGCGACGGCCCUCGCGGCGCGGCUCGGGGCCGCGCCGGAGAUCUACGUCCUGGGCGACCCCGUGCCGCGCGGCGCCGUCGACUGCGUCGGCGCCGCGCACGUCGACGCGGACGCCCUCGUCAAGUGCGGUGCGGACUGCCUGACGCCGCCGCCCGACGGCGCGCCGCCGACCUUGUUCGUGCGCGGGCCCGCGGCGGCCGUGGACGUGGCCGGCGUCGCGCGGCACAUAGAGGAAUUACUAAUCGAGGAGGGCCCCGUGCUCUUGCUGGUCGCGCCGGAGCACGCCGACUUCGGUGGGGCGCUCGCGGCGGAGCUGGAGCCGCGCGUCGGCCCCUGCGCGGCGUCGUCGCUGCCGGCGCACGUCUACGACGAGGCCGGACCGUCGUCGCCUUUCGUCGUCGCGGGCCUCGGCACGGACUGCGCGGACGAGGCGGACUUUCGCAGACGGCGCGUCGCCUUCGUCGGCGCCGCCGGCCCGCUCCGCGACGCCGUGGCGCUGCGGGCCGCGGCGUGCGCGUGCUUCGUGGCCGUCGACCCAACGGGCGGCGGCGAGGACGCGGACGCGCUGGCGUCGCGGGCGACGCGCGCGUUGGCGAGGAGGCGCCACGCCUUAGGCAGGGCGCGCCAGGCGUCGCGCUGGGGCGUCGUCGUCGCGGGCGCGGGCCGCAUCGCCGAGAGCGCGCGCGCGGCGCGGGCGUGCGACGCGCUGAUUCGGGAGACGGGCCGCGCGUCGUACGUGAUUGCGGUGGGGCCCAUCACGCCGGCGAAGCUGGCGAACUUCGCGGAGCUCGAGGCGCUGUGCAUCGUCGGCGCGGACGUCGAGACGCUCGAGAUCUAUGGGCGCGAGGUGGCCGUGCCGCUCGUGGCGGCGUCGGAGCUCGCCGUGUGCCUCGAUCGAUCGAGGUGGCUGCCCGAGGACGCGCCGUUCUACUCGUGCGAUUUGGCGGACUUGGCGAUCGACUCCGAAGAUCAUGACAGCGACGACGCGCCGGACUUCGACCUCGCGUCCGGGCAGUUUGAGCGGCCGCGCGUGGACCUCGCGUACGAACCCGAUCAACAGGGCGAGAUCGUCAAGUGGACGUCGGCGGCGGCCGAGUAUUUGCAUGGAAGGGACUGGCAGGGCCUCGAGGUGCGCCGCGGCGAGACCGAGGUCCACGUCGCCGCCGCGGGGCGCACGGGCGUGGCCUCGGGCUACGCCGAAGAACCGGACGCCGCCGGGUGA
This is a messenger RNA of Pelagomonas calceolata, 2234 nucleotides long. Lineage: Eukaryota; Pelagophyceae; Pelagomonadales; Pelagomonadaceae. The record is from the annotation of a GenBank genome assembly.